ACCUGGAUCUAGUUGUUCCUGUCUACAUUAGUACCUGGAUCUAGUUGUUCCUGUCAGUACCUGGAUCUAGUUGUUCCUGUCUGCAUCAGUACCUGGAUCUAGUUGUUCCUGUCUGCAUCAGUACCUGGAUCUAGUUGUUCCUGUCAGUACCUGGAUCUAGUUGUUCCUGUCUGCAUUAGUACCUGGAUCUAGUUGUUCCUGUCUGCAUCAGUACCUGGAUCUAGUUGUUCCUAUCAAGAGCAUUACCUGGAUCUAGUUGUUCCUGUCAAGAGCAGUACCUGGAUCUAGUUGUUCCUGACGUUUCUCUAAACCAGGCUAUAGGCUACAUGUGCACCACCAAGUCAGAACAGUAGAGAUGGAGACAUAUGAUGAGAAAAACACAUGUGGGAUGAUUUGUCUGAAAUAUCUGCUAUUGACUUUUAACCUACUCUUCUGGCUGGCAGGUGGAGUGGUGAUGGCGGUGGGGGUGUGGACCCUCGUAGAGAAGAGUGACUACAUCAGCCUCCUCAACUCCACCUUCUACUCUGCCUCUGCCUACAUCCUCAUAGCUGCCGGGGCUAUCGUUGUCUUCACUGGGAUCGUAGGCUGCUGUGCUACCCUCAAAGAAAUGAGGAGUCUGCUAAUAGUGUAUUUCUUCCUGCUACUCUGUAUCUUCUUACUGGAGAUUGUAGCUGGAGUCCUGGCCUAUAUCCAGUAUCAGGAGUGUUUCCCUCUCUGUCAGCAGCUGGAUAAGGAGCUCCAACACAACCUGAAGGAGACCAUGGUUCAGAAAUACCAGCAGUCUGGAGAGGAGAGCAUCACCAGUGCAGUGGACAAGCUGCAGCAGGAGUUUAAGUGUUGUGGUAGUAACAGCUCGUCAGACUGGUCAGACAGUGUGUGGAUCCUGACACCUAGCAAUGAGAGACUGGUCCCAGACAGCUGCUGCAAGACACCCAGUAACCUCUGUGGCCGCAGAGACCACCCCUCUAAUAUCUACAAGGUGGAGGGAGGGUGCAUCACUAAGCUGGAGACCUUCAUUCUGAGCCAACUGCAGAUCCUGGGAGCAGUGGCGAUCGGCAUCGCCUUCCUCCAGCUCAUAGGGAUGAUUCUUGUUUGCUGCCUGUAUCGAGGUCUGAAGGAGGAGUCAUACUGAGCAUCGCUGAUGGCACAACUACAACAGCAAGAAGACAACAACACAACCACAACAACAACAUAUUUACCAGUAUUUAGAUAUGCUUUCUCUCUGUCUCGGACGCUACAUACGUCUCAUGUAGAUAUGUGGAAUGAAAGUCGUUUUUUUUCAAAGACAAAUUUAAUCUAUGUUGAAAUUUAGGUAAGGCAGGCAGCAAGAAACAGGCAAAGAGGCAGGCAGACAGACAGGCAGGCAAAGAGGCAGACAGGAAGGUUGCAGCAGACAGACAGACAGACAGACAGGCAUGCUGUGGGACAGCCAGACAGACAGGAAGGAAAAUAAGCUGUGGGAUAGACAGCCAGACAGGAAGGAAGACGAGCUGUGGGAUAGACAGCCAGACAGGAAGGAAGACGAGCUGUGGGAUAGACAGCCAGACAGGAAGGAAGACGAGCUGUGGGAUAGACAGCCAGACAGGAAGGAAGACGAGCUGUGGGAUAGACAGGAAGGAAGACGAGCUGUGGGAUAGACAGCCAGACAGGAAGGAAGACGAGCUGUGGGAUAGACAGCCAGACAGGAAGGAAGACGAGCUGUGGGAUAGACAGCCAGACAGGAAGGAAGACGAGCUGUGGGAUAGACAGCCAGACAGGAAGGAAAACGAGCUGUGGGAUAGACAGCCAGACAGGAAGGAAGACGAGCUGUGGGAUAGACAGCCAGACAGGAAGGAAGACGAGCUGUGGGACUGCAGUGUUAUAGAGUUGGAUAGCGUCUAGCCUGUAUUGUAUGAGUUUCUAUUCCAUGUUUUAUUUUCUCUUCCUGCCAUAGUCUAUUCUGCCUUGGGUAGAUGCUGGUCUAUUCUGCCUUGGGUAGAUGCUGGUCUAUUCUGCCUUGGGUAGAUGCUGGUCUAUUCUGCCUUGGGUAGAUGCUGUUCUAUUCUGCCUUGGGUAGAUGCUGGUCUAUUCUGCCUUGGGUAGAUGCUGGUCUAUUCUGCCUUGGGUAGAUGCUGGUCUAUUCUGCCUUGGGUAGAUAGAUGCUGGUCUAUUCUGCCUUGGGUAGAUAGAUGCUGGUCUAUUCUGCCUUGGGUAGAUAGAUGCUGGUCUAUUCUGCCUUGGGUAGAUAGAUGCUGGUCUAUUCUGCCUUGGGUAGAAUAGAUGCUGGUCUAUUCUGCCUUGGGUAGAAUAGAUGCUGGUCUAUUCUGCCUUGGGUAGAAUAGAUGCUGGUCUAUUCUGCCUUGGGUAGAUGCUGGUCUAUUCUGCCUUGGGUAGAUGCUGGUCUAUUCUGCCUUGGGUAGAUGCAGGUCUAUUCUGCCUUGGGUAGAUGCUGGUGGAUUUCGACAUGUACAGUGCCUUCAGAAAGUACCGUAUUCAUACCCCUUGACUUAUUCCACAUGUUGUUGUGUUACAGCCUGAAUUCAACAUGGAUUUAAUAGAUUUUCCUCAAUACCACAUAAUGAUAAACUGAAAACAUGUUUUUGGAAAUGUUGAAAAAUGUUGAAAAAAAAAUGUGUUGAAAAUUAAAUACAAAAAUAUCUCAUUUACACAAGUAUUCACAACCCUGAGUCAAUACUUUGUAGAAACAACUUUAGCAAUGCUUACGGCUGUGAGUCUUUCUGGGUGAGUCUCUAAGAGAUUUCCACACCUGGAUUGUGCAACAUUUGCCCAUUAUUCUUAAAAAAUUCUUCAAGCUCUUUCAAAUGAUUUGUUGAUCAGGGCAAGACAACCAUUUUCAGGUCUUAGAUUUUCAAUCAGAUUUUUAAGUCAAAACCAUAACACGGCCACUCAGGAACAUUAACUGUCUUCGUGUUAAGCAACUCCGGAGUAGAUUUGGACUUGUGUUUUAAGUUAUUGUCCUGCUGAAAGGUGAAUGAAUCUCCCAGUGUCUGGGAGACUGAACCAUAUUUUCCUCUGGGAUUUUGCCUGUGCUUCAUUCCAUGUGUUACUGAGAAACACUCCCCAGUCCUUAAUUAACAAUUACAAGCAUACACAUAACAUGAUGCAGCCACCACUAUGCAUGAACAUAUAAAGAGUGUUACUCAGUAAUGUGUUGUACUGGAUUUACCACAAACAGAAUACUUUGUAUUCAGGACAAUUUUUUGCAAUAUUACUUUAGUGCCUUGACAUUUUUUUUUAGGCUUCCUUCUUUUCACUCUGUCAUUUAGGUUAGUAUUGUGGAGUAACUACAAUCCAUCCUCAGUUUUCUCCUGUCACAGCCAUUAAACUCUGUAACUGGUUUAAAGUCAUCAUUGGCCUCAUGGUGAAAUCCAUGAGCGGUUUCCUUCCUCUCUGGCAACUGAGUUAGGAAGGACGCCUGUAUCUUUGUUGUGACUGGGUGUAUUGAUACACUAUCCAACGUGUAAUUAAUAACUUCACCAUGAUGAAAGGGAUAUUCAAUGUAUGUUCUUAUUAUGUUUAGCUUCCUUCCAAUAGGUGCCAUUCUUUGUGAGGCAUUGGAAAACCUUCCUGGUCUUUGUGGUUGAAUCUGUGUUUGAAAUGUACUGCUCAACAGGUACCUUACAGAUAAUUGUAUGUGUGGGGUACAGAGAUGAGGUAGUCCAUUCAAAAAUCAUGUUAAACACUAUUAUUGAAUACAGAGUGAGUCCAUGCAACUUAUUAUGCGUCUUGUUAAGCACAUAUUUACUCCUAAACUUAUUUAGGUUUCCCAUAACCAAGCGGUUGAAUAAUUAUUGACUUAUUUAAACUUUUCAUGUUUUAUUCAUUUGUAAACAUUUAGGAAACAAUAAUUCCAGUUUGACAUUAUGGGGUAUUGUGUGUAGGCCAGUGAGAUUUUUUUUUUGUGCAAUUCAAUCCAUUUUAAUUCAGUCUGUAACACAACAAAAUAUGGAAAAAGUCAAGGGGUGUGAUUACUUUCGUGUAUGUGCCCCAUGACCUUAGCUAAAAAGGCGAGUUUUAGGCCUUAAAUAGGAUUAUAUUGAAGCUGUUUAUGAAGUUCAAAGGAGUCUGUUACAUUUGUUUAUUUAGCAUUACUUUUGUGCCUUAUAUUCAACACACAUGUAUUUUCAGAUUUGUUAUAAAUUAUCUUAUUUGCAUUAUUUAAUCCUCAAUUGCUACUGUCCACUGUACACAUUACUUUUAUUUUGAAAUGCGUUCAGAGAGAGAAAACGUGUGUUGAACUGUCAUUGGCUAGAUGAAACGGAGGUCAUACUAUCAUUGGCUGGAUUUCCAAACCCGUUCCUGUUUUAAUUUUUAUAAUGGGUCAUUAAGUUUUCCUGACAGCAAGAUAUUAUGCUGGCAGUACAUGGCGGAAUUCUGUUUUCAAAAUAAGAGUCCUCCUACAAAGACAUGCUAAACUUUUUUUUUUUACUCUAGUACAGUACUGUUUUUCACAGCAUUUCAAUCACAUUUAAUAAAAUAUAUGGAUAAUCUGACACUU
This is a messenger RNA of Oncorhynchus kisutch (coho salmon), 4498 nucleotides long. RefSeq names its product CD151 antigen. Gene Ontology annotation, biological process: cell migration. NCBI's taxonomy places the organism in Eukaryota, Metazoa, Chordata, Actinopteri, Salmoniformes, Salmonidae. Gene Ontology annotation, cellular component: plasma membrane. The record is from RefSeq and is a predicted model, not a curated record. Bases 356 to 1132 code for a protein of 258 amino acids. The transcript has 9 exons.